Molecule: messenger RNA, 4706 nt
Organism: Neopsephotus bourkii (Bourke's parrot)
Lineage: Eukaryota; Metazoa; Chordata; Aves; Psittaciformes; Psittacidae
Gene: STEAP2
Product: STEAP2 metalloreductase
Exons: 5
Coding region: 320-1789 (489 amino acids)
Biological process (GO): copper ion import
Cellular component (GO): endosome; plasma membrane
Molecular function (GO): cupric reductase (NADH) activity; ferric-chelate reductase (NADPH) activity
Source: RefSeq, a predicted model, not a curated record
CUGCCAUUAGCUCUUCGUGGAAUGCUCUCCCGUGUGUUUGUCUUCAGGAUUUAUCUUCUCUGCUUAGUCAGAAAAUUCUAUUAAGUGCAUUUUUGACCUCUGGCUUUGAAUCCUUUACUUUUGCACCCACAUUUAAUUCUUAUGCAUCCAUAGCCAGACCUAGAAGUCUGACCUAGCAGUGUCAUUGGUGAUCUUAUGAAUAGGCCUUGACAAAUUUCAAGGCAGUUGAAAUUGGCAAGUUGUCUUUGCCAGUGGAUGUUUGUGGGCAGCCCAUCUCCUAGGCUGACAGAAGUCAUUGUAGGUGUGGUGUUUUGGAAGUAUGGAAUCAAUCUCUAUGAUGGGAAGUCCUAAGAACCUCAAUGAAACUUUUCUACCAAAUGUUGCCAAUGGCAUCAAGGAUGCCCGUAAGAUCACAAUAGGCAUCAUUGGAAGCGGAGACUUCGCAAAGUCAUUGACAAUUAGACUUAUCAGAUGCGGGUACCACAUAGUUGUAGGAAGCAGAAACCCUAAACUUGCUGCUGAGUUCUUUCCCCAUGUGGUUGAUGUCACGCACCAUGAAGAUGCUGUAGCAAAAACAAACAUCAUUUUUGUAGCCAUACACAGAGAACAUUAUGCCUCUUUGUGGGACCUCAAACAUUUACUAGCUGGUAAAAUUCUAAUUGAUGUGAGCAAUAACACAAGAAUAGACCAGUAUCCGGACUCCAAUGCAGAGUAUUUGGCAUCACUUUUCCCAGAUUCCCUGGUUGUCAAAGGGUUCAAUGUCGUUUCAGCUUGGUCACUGCAGUUAGGACCAAAGGAUGCCAGCAGACAGGUCUAUAUAUGCAGUAACAAUGUUCAGGCUCGCCAUCAAGUUAUGGAGCUUGCCCGCCAGCUCAGUUUUAUUCCUAUUGAUUUGGGGGCAUUGUCAUCUUCAAGAGAAAUUGAAAACUUACCUCUGCAACUGUUCACACUGUGGAAGGGGCCUGUAGUGAUUGCCAUUAGCCUAGCAACAUUUUUCUUCAUCUAUUCCUUCGUCAGGGAUGUAAUCCAUCCAUACGUGAAAAAUCAGCAGAGUGACUUUUACAAGAUCCCCAUUGAGAUUGUGAACAAGACUCUACCAAUUGUUGCUAUCACUUUACUUUCUCUAGUGUAUUUACCAGGACUUAUUGCAGCUGCUUAUCAGCUUUACUAUGGUACUAAGUAUAGGCGAUUUCCACUUUGGCUGGACAACUGGCUCCAGUGUCGAAAGCAGCUUGGACUGCUGAGUUUUUUCUUUGCAACAGUGCAUGUGGCAUACAGCCUCUGCUUACCUAUGAGGAGAUCGGAGCGAUACUUGUUCCUCAAUAUGGCAUACCAACAGGUUCAUGCAAAUGUUGAAAAUUCUUGGAAUGAGGAAGAAGUGUGGCGAAUUGAAAUGUAUAUCUCCUUUGGAAUAAUGAGUCUUGGAUUGCUUGCUUUGUUGGCAGUAACUUCCAUCCCUUCAGUGAACAGUGCCUUAAACUGGAGGGAGUUCAGUUUCAUUCAGUCUACACUUGGAUACAUCGCUCUGCUCAUAAGUACUUUCCAUGUACUGAUUUACGGAUGGAAAAGAGCUUUUGAAGGAGAAUAUUACAGAUUUUAUACACCACCAAAUUUUGUUCUUGCCCUUGUUCUGCCUUCCAUUGUAAUUCUAGGUAAGAUCCUUUUACUUUUGCCUUGUGUAAGUAGGAAACUGAGGAGAAUUCGAAGAGGAUGGGAGAAAAGCUAUGUUAUAGAAGAAGCAAGUGGGUCUGCUCCACAUCUCUCCCCAGAAAGGAUAACGGUGAUGUGAUGAUAAAUCAGUGUCUGUUAGCACUGUUGUAGAUGUUUGGGUUUGGAGGUUUUUUUGUCAUAAACUUGUAUUUGUAGAAGUUGAGUUAAAGUAUGGGUAAAGUCAUUGUGGACUUGCUUGGUGUACAGUACAAGCUCUAAACCAAACUAUGAGAAAUCUGUAACUAGAAGACUACUACUUCAGAUAGUUACAAAAGUAAUUUUGUUUUGAGUUACAGAGGCCAGAUUAUUAUGAAAUCAGAAUUUUUAAUAUUCCUUUGCACAGUUUUAGCACAACAGUAUUUUAUUAUAACCAUGCUUUCCAGAUAUUUGACUUAGAGCAUAUGUGUCAGAGUGCUAUUUAUUAAUGAUACAUUUUCUGGGUAGUGUUUAUUUUAUUAAAAUCACACUCUUGGGUUAGUGAGUUCAGAAUAUAGACUAAUAAAGUUAAUAAUUUAGGAAAUAAUCAGGUUUUGAAACAAAUUAAUUUUUAUUGAUGUAUCGCACAUGUACAGUAUAUAUCUAUUUGUGUGUGGUUUUACACCAUUUCACAAGUUGAAUAUGCAAAACCACUUUCAAUUAUGGUGUAAUUGUACAUCUUAUAAGCAAAUAGUAUUGUACUAACAGAGUUGGUUUUCCAAAGUAUUACAUAGGAUUUUAGACCUUUGGCAUCUGUUUAUUUCCAUACAUCAUAUAAUGAAAAUUCAAAAUAGUGUUGUAUAGAAAGACAUGCAGGUAUGUGUGCAAGCAACUAAUUUUUUUUAUUUUAGAAUUAUUUCAAAAUAUCAGGAGAUAUUUUAAAAUGUUAAAGAAAAGCUGAGAAAUCUGCAAGAAUAAAAAUCCAUUUUCACUGUGAAACUUCCAAUAAGUUGGUACAACGGGGAAGUAUCACAAUAUUCAUGUUCUAUAUGUUUUUACACUGCUGUUUCAGUUACUACAUAUGAAUUUCGCAGAGUCUGUCUUAAAUUCUUAAUAUCUUUUUGUGCAAAUUCAAUCUUCUAUUUUUGUAUGAAAGCCUUACUUUUACAAGUGUCUCUAGGAUAUGCCUGAAUUUUUGAGAAACAAAUUAUUAUUCUUAUACUUAAAAAUGAAUUUAUCUCUAAAAUUUGUCAUUUGCAUUUCCUGUGAGAUUCAAAAGAACGUUCACAAUUACUUAUUACUACUGCUUUGUCAGGUUCUACUCUCCUCUAACAAAAUAGCCAAACUCAACGCAUACUUUCAGGCUGCUUCUGCUUUAUUAGCAAAACCUCUAUUUCAGUGAAUCAGAAUGUGGUCCUAACUUUUUUACUUGUAUGAAAUUAUAUUUUUCUUAUCUAUAUUUGCAUUGUCUGGGAUCUUUGAUGAUCUCUGACUUUCUUAGCUGGACCUUCACUUACUAUUUACUACUUUGCAAGAAUUUGUCAUCAGUAGGAUACGUCAGAAAUAUACAGUACUUAGACUUGAAUUUUUCCUUAAAAAUCACUAGUCCUGUAAAUCUCACUAUCUCUGUAAUGAAACCAACAGCUCUACUAAGAAUCGAGAUUCAAACUUUGUCGAUGGUUACAACCCAGAUCUAAAGAGAUCAUGCUGUUCUAAAUUCAAAAAAUCUACAAGAAUUUUAUUUUCAUUGUAGUAUUCAUAUUCCCCAAACUUACACAUUGAGUCUGUGUGUAUUCUGGAAUUGCUGCAAAUCAAGAGGCAAGAGACAAUUAAAACUUCUAACCUAUUUUGCCUGUAUUUUGCCAUUCCAAUACAGAAGGCUGUACAGUUCUUGAAAGGCUUGCAGAAUUAUAUGUAACUGGAUUUCCUGACCUCUUUCCUAUUCCAUUACUGCAAAGGGAAACCACAUAUAACUUAAGCAUUUUUACUUAAAUUCUUAAAAUAAGAUUAAUUUAAAAAAUCUCAGAAUACACAAAGUCAUGGAGAAUUGUAAUGGGAUAAAUACCAUGCUGCAUCUACCCCAGUCCUGUGCCCAAAACUUGAUUAAAAUCACUAGAAUGGGAUGGUAUAACUAUGAGCAGAAUUUCAUACUACUGAACAAAUUUAAGGCAGAAACCAUUGCUGUUGAGAAUCUGAUGACAUUGCAAAAUUAAAUAUGCUGCUAUUAUUUUGUAGUAACUCUACACUUCUGUAGAAUAAGCAAUAAACACUGCUGUUCCCUACAAUUACCUAAUUCAUUUGAUGUAAUAGCGAUAACGUUACAGAACAAAGAUACGGUAGUAAUUAAAAAUUCCUGUCAAAGUCAAUAUAUAUUGUACUGUAAUGCAACCACUGACAGUAUAUACAGAAAUGUAUUGGCCCUCUAGCCUAUGCAAAAAGUUUUUUCAUCAUUAAAUUUCUUCAUGAGUGUUUAAACUGUUAAGUUUUGAACUGCCAAAGGUGUCUGGAAAGGAUAAUUAUGCAUUGCUUCUUUUUUUCAAAGUGUGUGUAGAAAAUUAAAAAUGUGUUUGAUAAGUUACUUGAAAGGUUGAAAUAUUGAAGUAUUAAUAAAUAGAUGAUAUUUUUAGCUCAGUUAUAUAAAGACAUUUUGUGAAAUAUUUGUGCUACAAUAAGAUGAUUUCCUGCUAGGCCAUCUAUUUCCUGUUAACUGGAAUAACAAGUUGACUUGUGAUUUAAUAUUUUGUAGUCUAUAAGGACCAAUUCACUCUAACAAGAUACUGUUAAGUCUGAAAGUAAAAUGACUCUCACAUGUUUACUACACAUUAUGUAUCAUAUCAUGCAUAUGUUUAGUCACGUAGGAAAUCUUUAUUCAUUUCUACGGAAGAACUUGCAUUUGGACUUCUCAUUGGAAAAAGACCUGAGGCUUAAAGGUUAUUUUUGAUUGCCUGAAUAUAAACAAUUAAAUUAAUUUACAUGUCUUCUUAGUUACUUAGGAGAAUAAAUAAGUAUUUUGAGAAGCACCCUGCUAUUUUUGUGUAGCUUUCUAUAAAUUGCUUACUGCCUAAUGAAAAAUGAAUAAU